AUGCACUGUGCCUUCUCAGCGGACUUGGAAAAUUCAGAGGAACCCAAUUUCCAGAAGAAGCUAAUCAAGGAUCUUGGUAAGAAAGUUAUCAAUGCCAGUCUAACCUCAAGUGCAGGCCUUUGGACUUACGGUAAUGUGAAUCAAGCGAAGAAGUUUGGGGACGUUUUCGAUGAUAUGGUAUCUAAUUUCUCCAGUUUCGCUUUAAAAGCAGAAGAUCUUUUUUGUUUUGGUGAGGAACGCUCUCCUCCCGGUGGUGAAAACAAGGAGGAGAAGCCGGGCUGGAAAAUCGACCCCAUUUAUGAUUACAACAGGAUUGUGAUCAUCAGCUUGCAAGGUGUCAACUUUACCAACAACGUUGAUACCGAAAGAGGAGUUUCCCUCAAUGUAGACCUUUAUCAUUUCAAUGAGUCUGACAUCCAAGCUGUAUACGAUGAUAUCGUGAGGGGCUUCAAGAGUAAUUGA
Molecule: messenger RNA, 462 nt
Organism: Cylicocyclus nassatus
Lineage: Eukaryota; Metazoa; Nematoda; Chromadorea; Rhabditida; Strongylidae
Source: the annotation of a GenBank genome assembly